GGAGCUGCGCCGAAGCCUCGAGUCGGACGGGAAUUUUCGUCUUGUUCUUUUUUCUCUUUUUUCUCCCUCUUCUCGCCUCCCUUCGCCCUCGCCUUCGCCCUCGGCCUGCCCCUUCGCCUCCCUUCCGCGGGAAUUCGCACUCGCCUCGCCUCCUGGCCCGGGGAUUGAGGCUUUAAAGCGGGUUUUUGGCGUUUUUGCUCUUUUCCCCCCUGGCUCGCGAGAGAAAGAGGGAGAGGGAGAACGGCCGAUAAAGAGGGGGAAUAGGCCAGGAAACAGGAGGAGAAAGGUUAGGCUUGGGAAGAGGAAGUACACAAUGAGUUUUGAGUCAUCUAGCAGCCCCAGCUCAGCGCUCCCCGAUGGGGAAACGCGAACAAACCUUAUCAUCAACUACCUGCCACAGACUCUCACCGACCAAGAGUUUUACAAGAUAUUUGUUGUUGUCGGGCCCAUCAAAAACUGCCGCAUUAUGAAGGAUUUAAAGCAGACUGGCUACUCCUUCGGGUUCGGCUUCGUGGAGUACCAGAAGCCGGAGGACGCAGCCAAGGCCAUCCUGCAGUUGAACAACCUCCCCGUGCAGCACAAGCGCAUCAAGGUGUCCUACGCCCGGCCCCCCGGCGAGGACAUCAAGGAAACCAACCUCUACAUUCAGAAUAUUCCCAGAAAGGAAACAGACUCCAAGGAAACAAACCUUUACAUUGCGAAUGUUCCAAGAUCAUACACAUUAGACCAGUUAGAGGAACUGUUCUCUUCAUAUGGCCAGAUUGUCCAGAAGAAUUUGCUGAAGGACAAGGUUACAGGACUUCCACGUGGCGUUGGAUUUGUGAGGUUUGAUAAGAAGUCUCAGGCAGAAGCGGCGAUUGUGGGCAUGAAUGGCGUUGUUCCUGAGGGCGGGACUGAGCCCCUAGUGGUUAAGGUGGCAGAGGAGCACGGCAAAAUGAAGGCUGCCUACUACGCUGGUUACCAUGCUGGCCUCAGCACCACGAGAGGUGGCGGCGGUGUCGGUCGAGGGCGUGGUAACUACAACAACCGAGGGGGAGGUGGUGGUGGCUACCAGGGACGAGGGAACUACAAUAAUAUGCAGGGUGGUAAGAUAGCCCCGGACCGAACCGCCAACCGCUACAACCCGAUCGGCAGCGGCGGCGGCUAUGGCGGUGGGUACGGAGGUGGGUAUGGCAGUGGCGGGAGUUCCUUGGGCUACUCCAACGAUGCGGCUGGCCAAUCCUCGUUCUACAGCUUCUCCACGCCUUCCUUCAGUGGGGGAAACUACACAUCGUUCUCCGGCAUGAGUAAUAACUCUGGUGGCGGCGGCUAUAGUAGGUACUGAAGCCCAGCCCCGUGUUAAACAACAGCAACAACAACUAAACGUGUUCUAUGAGUGACAAGGAAAAACAAAAAAAAGAAUGGCUUUCACGCGGGGAGCUCUUUCAAUGAAUAACAAAAAAAAGGCAAAAAAAUACAAAAAAAUAAGUAAGGAUUAAGUAACACGAUGAAAGAUUAAAACAAAACAAAUAAGGAAUUACACAAAGCAAUUUCAUGUUUUUUGUAGAUGGAAAUACUAAACUAAACGAGGAAAAAUACACAGAGCUAUCAACCUAUUACCAUGGUUUUUAGAGAAAGUUUUUAUCAUCUUAUUUUUGUUGUAAGAGUGUAUUAUGUAUUCUAUCAAGUCAUUGUUGGUCAUUUUUCCCACACAAGAAGUGGCAUCGUGCAUAAACCUUCUUAAGAUGUUGCAUCGAUGGCUACAUAAACUAGUUUAAAACUAAACAAAAAAAAGUUAAGAUGAUAUUGUUUAUACCAUGAAAUAUUCAGGCUUUAUUGUCAUUUCCAGAAAAAAUGUGCUAUGCAUUUUAAAUGCUUAGAUCUCUGGUGUAGUUGUCUUCAGAAAUUAUUUUCCUUUUCUGUUUAUUGCACUUUAAAAAAUUUUGAGCUCUGUUUGUAUUUUAGUAGAAACUGGAAGUCCAUUAUUAUAAUAAAUAAUUUUUUUAAAGAGUAUGAUUUUCCAAAAUCCUAAAAUGAGUUAUAUUUUUUUCUUUGAAGUAAAAGCAAUGCUGAAUGUCACUCAAUUGAGAGAAUUUUUUGCUUUUGAUUUUUCUAGUUUCAUUUUCUUGUUUUAUGUUUCUGUGUGACUAGUGACAGGAAUUGAUGCCACAGCCAGGACUCUGCCUUUGCACCGAAGGGCAGGCGGUUUUUUUCGUUUUGUUUUUAUCUUUUCCGAUGACUUCGUUUGAUUUUUUUGUGAAUAUAUUAACCAACGAAAAUGUCGGACGAGUGUUCUUCAUUAAGUAUUUUAUUCUACUGUGGAUUUCCCUGCGGCAGACACGCACGCCCCUGUUGUUGUCUCCGCAGUAGCUAGAUGAUGUCAUUCAUGAUGGUUAUUAUGCUGUAGUAUUAUUCAUAUAACCUAUAAUUACAUAAUUGAUGGUUUCAUGUAUCUUUUUCCAUAUAUUGUGUUCUUUGAUGCUUGAGAAAUAAAAAAAUAAAAAAAAAUUGAUUUUUUUGGUACAAUAAGGUGUUCUCUAAGUUUUUUCAUUAAAAGUGUUGGACUGAUUAUUUUCUUCAUAAUGUUAUAUUGGUCGGUAGCAACCAUACCUGAACAUAUUGUAAGAUUUUUUUUGUUCUCGAUGAAAAAAAAACUCAACAAAUGUUUUGUACAGUGCAACAUUAUUUUUGCUCACACUGUAAUAAGUUACUUGACAGAUAUAUUUAAUAAAGUGAAACUAUCAA
Molecule: messenger RNA, 2724 nt
Organism: Penaeus chinensis
Lineage: Eukaryota; Metazoa; Arthropoda; Malacostraca; Decapoda; Penaeidae
Product: sex-lethal homolog
Exons: 8
Coding region: 314-1324 (336 amino acids)
Cellular component (GO): ribonucleoprotein complex
Molecular function (GO): RNA binding
Source: RefSeq, a predicted model, not a curated record